AGUGAGUGGUCGAUAAAUCGAAGAGGAUUGAGGAUUGAAGGCUGAAGAAGAGUGGAUACAUUGUGAAAGGCUAUAGGUUUUGAAUGGGGAGAUGGAGAGCUUCGUUUCUCCUUAAACACUUAAUAACCAGUUCCCAAACCAUCCUUCACUCACCCUGUACUCUCCUUAGAACUCCUCCGUUGCUACCUGUUUCGAGAACAGGAAUCCAAUCAUUCGGUAGUAGAUUCCGCUCUGCAAUUCCAUAUCCAUCUGCUGUUUAUGACGACGAAUUUCCAAGCGGGAAUGUUGAUUUCGGCCAUAAAUACGAGGUGGAACCCAAGGAAGAGGAGGAGGUCGGAAAGAUUCUAGUGAAAGCUUAUUUCCUCUGUACAAGUAUUGAUUUGAAGAGGAUUCAGACCGAGAAUUCAAGCAAUGUUGUUCCACCUUCUUCUCGUUCAUCAAAUUAUAUUGCUCUCCGAUAUUGCAAUUUCCCCUCGGAAGUUAAUGGUGCUGGCAUUGUAGACAAUGGGAGUCGCUGCUGUUACAUGGUAGUGUUCCAAUAUGGAUCAGUUGUCUUAUUUAACAUUGCGGAUGAUGAAGUGGAGAGUUAUCUGGAAAUUGUUAAAAGGCAUGCGUUUGGGUUGAUCCCAGAGAUGAGAAGGGAUGAUUAUGCUGUAAAAGAGAAGCCACUGUUGGUGGAGGAUAUGCAAGGAGGGCCAGACUAUAUUGUUCUAAAAUAUCUGGAUAUUGAUGGGAUACGCAUUAUUGGAAGUGUUCUCGGCCAAAGCGUUGCUCUUGAUUAUUUUGUUUCCCAGAUUGAUGAUAUGGUGGAAGAAUUCACAGAUAUAAAUCGUGGUCUGGAGAAGAACGGUACCUUCACCAUGGACAGGAGAAAGCUCUUUCAACUUGUUGGGAAGGCAAAUUCAAAUAUAGCUGAUGUGAUUCUCAAAGUCGGUCUUUUUGAAAGAUCAGAAAUAGCUUGGAGGGAUGCAAAAUAUGCUCAAAUAUUGGACUACCUUCGGGAGGAGUAUGAAGUUGCACAACGUUUUGGAAACCUUAAUUUUAAAUUGAAGUUUGUGGAGCACAAUAUUCAUUUUCUUCAAGAAGUUCUUCAGAACAGAAGAUCAGAUCUCUUGGAGUGGUGUAUAAUCGUCCUGUUGAGUAUUGAAAAUGUAAUAGCAGUAUAUGAAAUUGUCCAUGAAUCAGCUGCAGCCCCUCUCUGAUAAAGCAGAAGGGAAUUUUUUUUUGCAGCCAAAUAAACUACUGUUAGAAUGCCUACAUCAGAUUCUGAAAGGCAGUUCCCCAAUAUGCACCCUAUUUUUUGCCUUACAAUGCAAAGGCCUUACUGAGAUUUUCUUA
Messenger RNA from Telopea speciosissima, 1338 nucleotides. RefSeq names its product protein RETARDED ROOT GROWTH, mitochondrial. Bases 84 to 1202 code for a protein of 372 amino acids. Lineage: Eukaryota; Viridiplantae; Streptophyta; Magnoliopsida; Proteales; Proteaceae. The record is from RefSeq and is a predicted model, not a curated record. The transcript has 7 exons.